GACAACUUGUCGUGCUCCAAAUUCUAAAAUGUAAUGAGUUCCAAAAUUGAAUCCGUGUCGGGAAGGAAGACAGCACAGGAGCACGUUAAGACGUUGGGAUAUCGGUUUGUGGCGCGAUUGGGCGAAGGGACGUUCUCCAAGGUUUACCUUACUGAGUACACAAGCCCGAACGCAGUUGGUGUUGAAAAGCUAGCUUGCAAGCUGAUUGACACAGCGGUGUGCAGUGCCAAGUUCCGGCGCAAGUUCUUACCGCGAGAACUGGCGGUUCUGCUACGAGUCCGCCAUCCGCACAUCAUCCGGAUCCAGGCGAUCGUCAAAUGUCACUCGAAGAUCUUUAUAUUUAUGCGGUACGCCGAACUGGGCGACCUGUUGACCUUUAUCCUUGCCCAUGGAGCUAUUGGCGAGAGUCAGAGCAGGAUAUGGGGACGCCAAGUCGGACUUGCAUUGCAAUACCUGCACGAAUCCGGGAUAGCACACCGGGAUCUCAAGUGCGAGAACAUCUUGAUCACCACGAACUUCAACGUCAAAUUGAGCGACUUUGGAUUUGCACGGCACGUGAUGCGAAGUCACGAGGUGGAACUGAGCAGCACCUACUGCGGAUCGUUUGACUACGCCUCGCCGGAGAUCCUCAAGGGGACGCCCUACAAUCCCAAAGCAUCCGACAUGUGGGCCUACGGAGUACUCCUCUACGUUAUGCUCAACAAAUCGAUGCCCUUCAAAGGUCGUACAAAGGCAGUCUACGAGCUCCAGUUGGCUCGCAAGUGGCAGUUUAGAUCGCGAGUCCGCAGCAAGCUAUCCCACCAGGUCAAAUCCCUAGUCACGAACCUGCUAGAACCAAACCCAACCAUUCGUUACACCAUCGACGAAACGCUCAUCAACGACUGGUUUAUGGACGUCCCCAAACUCCGCGCCCUCAACCCGGACGAGUUCGUGUGCCUAGCCGAGGCCCGCUCCGUAACCCGAGCCUGUUCCAGCGACGUGCUGCACGUCCAAUCGAAGCUGCGCCAGUCCGGCAGCGACGUCAUUACGACCAUCAAGCAGGUCGAGCAACGAGACGCGCCCCAAUUUAAAUCCAAUUUGUCACUAAAGACGUCCACCAUCCUACUGCUGCAAGACGACUCCACGGUCAACGAUGCACCACCUGACGACGAAGACCGCCCUGAACCCGCCGACGAACCAGAUGAUCCCCAGCAGCAACCUUCGCCAGAUGAUACCCGUUCGAAAUCGCGACGGAUUCGAACUUACCGCGUUCCUCCGGAUGAGGAUAAGAGCUUCCUCCAUCCCGCGACCGUUUCGAGUGUUCCGUGCCGUGUUUGUGUCCUGCAGAACGACGGAACGGUAACGCUGACGGAAGGUCAACGGACCACUUCGCAGCACCGCUGCGGAUUUGGCAGUCGCUCCAGCUGCACACGGAAAGAAGAUCGGAACGCGACCCGCUGCAAGCGUCAGUGGGACGGUUCGCAAAUCCAGCUGCGUCGAGGCCACUGCGCUGACGGAAAGGGCCUGCUGCAAGCGCCAGUAGGAAGGUUCCGGAAGGUGUGGCUGCGACGAGGCAUCCCGAAGAGAAGUGUUUCGCUGAAGAGCCAGUGUGACACCCCGACCAAAGUGAUUCUUGCUGCAAGCGCAGAAGAACCCCGAGAAGAAAAAAGUGUCUCGCUUACAAGCAAGUGUGACACCCCGAUCAGAAGUGUUUUUGCUGCAAGCGCAAAUCCCGAAGAAAAAGUGUGCGAGUUGACCUGCUGCAAGAGCCAGCAAAAUUCUGCAGAAUCCAUUGACCGAACGCUGCCGCUGCUGUGUCGCCACGAGCGCGACCACGGCGGAGUAACCGAUUCCCGAGAGACCUGA
This is a messenger RNA of Culex quinquefasciatus (southern house mosquito), 1845 nucleotides long. Its product is annotated as calcium/calmodulin-dependent protein kinase type 1G. The coding region runs from base 34 to 1845 and encodes 603 amino acids. Gene Ontology annotation, cellular component: cytoplasm. Lineage: Eukaryota; Metazoa; Arthropoda; Insecta; Diptera; Culicidae. The record is from RefSeq and is a predicted model, not a curated record. Gene Ontology annotation, molecular function: tau-protein kinase activity; protein serine/threonine kinase activity; ATP binding. Gene Ontology annotation, biological process: intracellular signal transduction; microtubule cytoskeleton organization; protein phosphorylation. The transcript is spliced from 4 exons.